Terrapene triunguis (Three-toed box turtle) is the source of this 1865-nucleotide messenger RNA. RefSeq names its product ST3 beta-galactoside alpha-2,3-sialyltransferase 4 (gene ST3GAL4). Gene Ontology annotation, molecular function: sialyltransferase activity. Lineage: Eukaryota; Metazoa; Chordata; Testudines; Emydidae. The transcript has 12 exons. The coding region runs from base 187 to 1185 and encodes 332 amino acids. The record is from RefSeq and is a predicted model, not a curated record. Gene Ontology annotation, biological process: glycolipid biosynthetic process.
UCCACAACCCUCAGAGCAGUCUGGUUGCUUUUGGUGCCCUGUACAAGGGGAAGGAAGAGUGGGAUUGUAAAGCCCCACCCUGCGGAGGUGCUGCCAUCUCGGCUUUGGAAUGAGGGGACGGAUGUGACCAGCAGUGGCCGCGAUGAGAGCAAUAGCCACCGGGUGGCGCCUCCCCUGCUGAUAAAAAUGAUCAACAAGUCCCGAUGGAAGAUGAUCUUAGGGCUGGUGUUCUUUCUGGUGAUGGCGUGGUACUAUAUAUCCCGCGAAGAAAGGUACAUACAUCUUUUUUCUUUCCCCGUGCAAGAUGUCCGAACGACGUGUCCCCGAGGAGAGAUGGAAAAGAAAGCCACGCUGCUCAUAGGAAAUUACACACGGGAUCAUCCAAUGUUUUUACACCUAAAUGAUUACUUUUGGGUGAAGAACCGGUCGCCGUAUGAGCUGCCAUAUGGGACUAAAGGAAGCGAAGACAUUCUCCUCCGGGUGUUAGCGAUCACCAGCUACUCGGUGCCCGAAAGCAUCCAAAGCAUGAAGUGCCGAAGAUGUGCAGUGGUGGGGAAUGGACACCGGCUCCGAAACAGCUCCAUGGGGGAAGCAAUCAACAAAUACGACGUGGUGAUCAGGUUGAACAACGCGCCGGUUCAUGGGUACGAGGCGGAUGUGGGCUCCAAAACCACCAUGCGCCUGUUUUACCCAGAGUCCGCGCACUUCGACCCCAGACGGGAAAACAACCCGGAUACUCUGCUGGUGCUGGUGCCAUUUAAACCCAUGGAUUUCCAAUGGCUGGAGAUGAUCCUCAAUGACAAGAAGCGAGUUCGCAAGGGGUUCUGGAAGCAGCCCCCUUUAAUCUGGGAUGCCAAUCCUGAGCAAGUGCGAAUUCUGAACCCUUACUUUAUGGAAAUUACUGCUGCUAAAUUGCUUAAUCUUUCCAUGAAGCAACCGCGGAAGAUUAAACAGAAACCAACGACGGGAUUAUUAGCCAUCACGUUGGCAUUGCACUUCUGUGACCUGGUACAUAUCGCAGGCUUUGGAUACCCCGAUUCUGCCAAUAAGAAACAGACUAUACAUUACUACGAGCAAAUCACACUAAAGUCAAUGGCCGCGUCGGAGCACAAUGUCUCGCACGAGGCAUUAGCAAUAAAAAGGAUGCUUGAAUUAGGUGUCCUCAAGAACCUUACGCAGUUCUGAUGGGACGUGGACUAGAAUUUACCUGCAUUGCCUUGGCCUCCGCCUUGGCUGCCUGUCACCCAGCGCGUCCCAACAUCCACCGGGCCGGAGAUACCACUGCUGUGCCGCAGGGCCCCGAAUGGGCUCCUUGCUCGUGGUGGGGGCUGGCUGCUGGGGACAGCGCUGGUCCUGGAGAAGGUAGACAGAGGGGAGAGGGCUGCGGAGUCCCCCUCGGCCAGGCUGAUGUGGCUUUCGGCCGCGUCGUGUCAAGGCUCAGAAGCAGAGCAUCUGAAAUCCUUACAGUCGUGGGGUGGCUGGAUCCCUUUGCGGCCAAGCCAACGCUGACUUGCCGGCCUUCAGGGCGGCGCAGAGGCUGCCCCCGUGGGAUGGGCCCUCGUGGCUUGCUGGUGCACCCAUCUCUUUGGUCUGCCCGCUCCGCGUAGGGGACUGGGGCUGUUUGCCGCACUGUUGAACUGAACCCUGGACAGCGGAAGAAUAGUCAACUUCUCGCCAGAUCGGUUUACUCUCUGUCCGAAUGAGGCAGCGGGGCUGGUUUGACACCCCCCCAUUUGUGCCCUGCUGGGGGGGCUGGCUCUGGGGGUGCGGCACAUGGGAAUGCUGCUGUAGGUGGAAGCUGUAAUGGUGUCCUUUUUUAAACAUUUAUGGGGGGGAGGGGUACCAUGCAGUAUUUUGCUGAUGGG